Mesocricetus auratus (golden hamster) is the source of this 411-nucleotide messenger RNA. RefSeq names its product 40S ribosomal protein S11-like. Gene Ontology annotation, cellular component: cytosolic small ribosomal subunit; ribosome. Gene Ontology annotation, molecular function: structural constituent of ribosome. Gene Ontology annotation, biological process: translation. Lineage: Eukaryota; Metazoa; Chordata; Mammalia; Rodentia; Cricetidae. The record is from RefSeq and is a predicted model, not a curated record.
AAAAAGUCAAUCGAAAGAAAAGAGUCAGUAAUUCUUGGGAAGAUGGAAUUGCCUAGGUACUACAAAAACAUCAGUCUAGGCUUCAAGACACCCAAGGAGGCCAUUGAGGGCACCUACAUAGACAAGAAAUGCCCCUUCACUGGUAACGUCUCCACCAGAGGUCAGAUCUUGUCUGGUGUGACCAAGAUGAAGAUGCAGAGGGCCAUUGAUCUCCAUUAAACCCGAAAGUGCAAUCUCUUUGAGAAGCGCCACAAGAACAUGUCUGUGAACCUGUCCUCCUGCUUCAGGGAUGUACAGAUUCGCGGCACUGUCACCAUGAGAGAGUGCAGGCCCCUGAGCAAAACUGUGCACUUCAAUGUACUCAAAGUCACUAAGGCUGCUGGCACCAAGAAGCAGUUUCAGAAGUUCUGA